Messenger RNA from Kogia breviceps (pygmy sperm whale), 2871 nucleotides. The record is from RefSeq and is a predicted model, not a curated record. NCBI's taxonomy places the organism in Eukaryota, Metazoa, Chordata, Mammalia, Artiodactyla, Physeteridae.
AUGUCGGGCGAGGAUGGCCCGGGGGCGGGCACCGGGGCGGCGGCGGCAGCGGCCCGCGAGCGGCGGCGGGAGCAGCUGCGGCAGUGGGGGGCGCGGGCGGGCGCCGAGCCGGGCCCCGGGGAGCGGCGCGCCCGCACCGUGCGCUUCGAGCGCGCCGCCGAGUUCCUGGCGGCCUGCGCGGGCGGCGAUCUGGACGAAGCGCGCCUGAUGCUGCGCGCGGCCGACCCCGGCCCGGGCGCCGAGCUCGACCCUGCUGCCCCGCCGCCCGCCCGCGCAGUGCUGGACUCCACCAACGCCGACGGCAUCAGCGCUCUGCACCAGGCCUGCAUCGACGAGAACCUGGAGGUGGUGCGUUUCCUGGUGGAGCAGGGAGCCACGGUGAACCAGGCGGACAACGAGGGCUGGACGCCCCUGCACGUGGCCGCCUCCUGUGGUUACCUGGACAUCGCCAGGUACCUACUGAGCCACGGGGCCAACAUCGCCGCGGUGAACAGUGAUGGGGACCUGCCCCUGGACCUGGCCGAGUCUGACGCCAUGGAGGGGCUACUGAAGGUGGAGAUUGCCCGCCGAGGUGUGGAUGUGGAAGCAGCCAAACGGGCCGAGGAGGAGUUGCUGCUUCACGACACAAGGUGCUGGCUGAACGGGGGCGCCAUGCCAGAGGCCCGGCACCCCCGCACGGGGGCCUCUGCCCUGCACGUGGCCGCCGCCAAGGGCUACAUCGAAGUGAUGAGGCUGCUCCUUCAGGCCGGCUACGACCCGGAGCUGCGGGACGGGGACGGCUGGACGCCCCUGCAUGCCGCAGCCCACUGGGGCGUGGAGGAUGCCUGCCGCCUGCUGGCGGAGCACGGCGGGGGCAUGGACUCGCUGACGCACGCGGGGCAGCGUCCCUGUGAUCUAGCAGACGAGGAGGUGCUGAGUCUGCUGGAGGAGCUGGCCCGGAAGCAGGAGGACCUUCGGAAUCAAAAGGAAGAAGCCUCCCAGAGCAGGGGCCAGGAGCCCCAGGGCCCCUCUAGCAGCAAACACCGAAGGAGCUCUGUAUGUCGUCUGAGCAGCCGUGAGAAGAUCUCCCUGCAGGACCUGUCCAAGGAGCGCCGGCCCGGUGGGGCAGGGGGGCCCCCAAUCCGGGACGAGGAUGAGGGAGAAGAAGGCCCCUCAGAGCCACCCCCUGCAGAAUCCAGAACCCUCAACGGUGUCUCCUCCCCGCCACCCUCUAGCCCUAGGAGCCCCAUGACCCCCGACGAGGCCCCCUUCUCCACGCGCUUUGGCCUCCAGAAGACAGGGAGCUCUGGGGCCCUAGGUCCUGCGGAGAGGCGGGGCGCCGAGGGUGCCUCGGGGGCGGGGCUGCAGCGCUCCGCCUCCUCGUCCUGGCUGGAAGGGACCUCCACUCAGGCCCGGGAGCCCCGUCUUGCCGGAAUUACCCCCACCCGCUCCUGGAAGGUGCCGGAGUCCUCUGCCCCGAUUCCGGAGCCUGAAUCCCCAGUGAAGCCAAAUGUCCCCGUAGCUUCUGCAGUGCCCCCAGCGGACUCCCGGGACCGCCGGAGGUCCUACCAGAUGCCUGUGCGGGAUGAGGAGUCUGAAUCUCAGCGGAAAGCUCGCUCUCGCCUCAUGCGCCAGUCUCGGAGGUCCACACAGGGUGUGACUCUGACAGACCUUAAAGAAGCAGAGAAGGCUGCAGGAAAGGCCCCAGAGCCAGAGAAGUCGUGCCUGCAAAGCCUGGACCCUUCCCGGCGACCCCGAGUCCCUGGGGUCGAGAACUCUGAAGGCCCUGCCCAGAGAGCAGAGGCGCCCGACGGCCAAGGGCAAGGACCCCAGGCCUCCAGGGAGCACCGCAGAGUCAGCAAGGAGCGGCGGGGACCUGCGGAGGGGGAGGAGGCGGAGCCGGCGCGUGCAGACCGCAGCCCAGGAUCCAGCACUCCCGAGGGCGGCCCCUCUUCCCGCAGGCAGCGGGACCUCAACCCGGAACCAGAGCCAGAAUCAGAAGAGCCUGAUGGAGGCUUCAGGAAGCUGUAUGCAGAGCUGCGCGGUGAGAACGAACGACUUCGCGAGGCCCUGACCGAGACCACACUGCAGCUGGCGCAGCUCAAGGUGGAGCUGGAGCGCGCCACGCAGAGGCAGGAGCGAUUUGCAGAGAGGCCUGCCCUUCUGGAGCUGGAGAGAUUCGGGCGCAGGGCACUGGAGCGGAAGGCAGCGGAGCUGGAGGAGGAGCUUAAGGCCCUGUCCGACUUCCGGGCCGACAACCAGCGACUCCAGGAUGAGAACGCAGCCCUGAUUCGCGUCAUCAGCAAGCUCGCCAAGUGACUCUGGACGAGGCCCUUCCCCCGCACCCGUAUUUAUACAGCUGCUUCCGCCACAUGCACCCCUUCCUUUGCGUGGACGCGAGUGACAGGGCUCCCGGGGAGUCUCUGAGAAGCCAUAACCUCCCUUCGGGACCUCCAGACUGGGAGGGGAGUACAGAGUCCCCAGGAGCCAAGGGGGGCCAUCCGAGGCCAGGAUGGAGGCGGAGGCCGAGCCAGGUAGGGGGACGUCGCUGAGGGGGGACUGGGGCUGGAGGCGGGACCAGGAAGGAGCCGAGGACCAAGAAGCGCCAGGGCCAGAGUGGCCGCCGAGAGGUCCCCCUCACGUGUGAUGCCACCCUCACCACCCCUCCCGCUCCUGAACAGGGACCCGAGAAUGUGCCAAUAAUCCCUCCGGCCUCGGCCUGGUGGGCCUGUAUAUAGGGUCCGUGUGCAAUAGGGAGGGAUGUCUUCUAUUUUUUGCUGCCCCCUCAUGGCCCACUGUCUGGGGCAGGGGGAGAAGGUAUUUUCGAGAUAAAGCACAGGCACCACAAAUAAAAGUCGUGAAGUUGCCGCUCAGCGGCUGCGUCCUUGGCGG